Messenger RNA from Paramecium sonneborni, 677 nucleotides. The record is from the annotation of a GenBank genome assembly. Lineage: Eukaryota; Ciliophora; Oligohymenophorea; Peniculida; Parameciidae.
AUGAACGGAUUGAAUUUCUAAACUUUUUCUUUCAUCAGGAAUUAAAGUCUUUAACAAUAUACAAAUUGGAAGAAAAAGAUAAUUGAUAAUUAGAGGGGUAUGGAGAAAUAAUUGUAAAAACAUACAACUUAACAAGUUGAAUUUAAAUAAGCAAUUUCUAGAUAAAAGAUAAAUUCUUCGGUAAGAGAGUGCCUAUAAAAUAAAAUAUAAUUAUUUAGGAGAAUAAAAAAAUAAUAAAAUAGAAUAAAUAUUUGUAUUUUAUAGAGAAUUCAGAAUAAAAUAGAUCCACUAAAAUCAGAAGUGUAAAGUAAUUAGAAACAAGAUACAAUAGAUCAUGUGCAUAAUCAAGACGGAACUGGUGACAAACUAUAAAAAGUAAAAAUACUUGCCUGCCAAUAUUAAAGAUUAAAUGAGUCUUCUUUAAAAUCAAUUUUCAGAUGUUUUGAAUAUUCGGCAUUUAAUAAAAUUAAAGAGCAAUGACAGAACUUGGUAUUAGAAGACAGUCAAUAAGAUGAAGAAAUUAACAUUUAAAAAACUCAAAUGACAAAAGAUAGUAAAUAAAUUAUUUUAAUUCUUUAAAAAUCAACUUUCAAUUAAUAAGACCUAAAAAAUUUCCAUAUAUUGGAGAAAAAUAAGACAUCAAGAGGUACUAGAGUUUGAUACUUUAAGAGUCAUUA